UCCAACUGUAAAGCAAUCUAACAUUGGAUACGGAGAGUAGAGCAAGAAACAAAAAUGGCUAACAUUAAAAAAUGUGGUUAACUUCAUCAAUCUUGUGAUUUCACCAACAAAAGAAUAAACAAAGCCUCCUAGCCUAUUCCCAGAACUAGAAAUUGCCUAAGCAUGCCUUCAAGAUCACUACUACUUCUUUCUCCAACGUCCAAUCCUGUAACUAAACCAAGCUUUCUUAGCAAAACAAGAGUUUUGUUCUUCAUCCUCACUAUUUCAUCUUCUGUAGUUAUUAUCUUGACAUUCCUUUACUUUCUUUACCAUCUUUGGUACUCUCUUGUGAACAGGUCAAGAACCAUUCCUUUCGACUCCAAUGCUCCUUUGAAGCUCCAGAGGUUCACCUACAAAGAGCUGAAAAAUGCUACUAAUGCGUUUGAUGAGGGUAAUAUCAUUGGGAAAGGUGGUUCUGGUACUGUGUUUCUUGGCAUUGCAAGAGAUGGGAAGUUGUAUGCCAUCAAGAGACUUGACACUUUCUCUUUACAAACUGAGAGAGAGUUUCGGAAUGAGUUGCAGAUUCUUGGUGGGUUAAGGUCUCCUUUCUUGGUUACCCUUUUGGGGUACUGUAUGGAGAGGAAUAAGCGGUUCUUGGUUUAUGAGUACAUGCCAAAUAAGAGCUUGCAGGAGUUGCUGUUUAGUGAAGGUAAUAAUUUGGUUCUGAAAUGGAAUCAAAGAUUUGAUAUCAUCAUGGAUGUUGCUAAAGCAUUAGAGUUUUUGCAUUUUGGGUGUGAUCCACCUGUGAUUCAUGGUGAUAUCAAGCCUAGUAAUGUGUUACUUGAUUCUGAUUUUAGAGCAAAAGUUUCUGAUUUUGGGUUGUCAAGGAUCAAAGUGGAGGGUGAAUUUGGGGUGGAUUUGUUUAGCCAAGACUUGGGAAAGAGUACAGAUUUAUGGAAAAGUCAAGAGCUUUCUGGGAAUUUGACUACAGAGACUCCGGCAACAGGUACUCCAGUUGAAAGUGCUCAUGAGGUAGAUUUUGCUCUUGCUUUACAAGCUUCUUCUUCUUCAAACAAAAGUAGAGCAUGUUACAAUGUCAGAGCUUUGAACUUAAAUUCUCUCAAUUAUAAUGCUAGUAUUGCUAGUGAAAGUGAUUUUAGUAAGGUUGGGAAUGGAAAGGGGAAAGAGGUUUCAAGUAUAGAUAUUGGGGGGGUUGAUUGGUCUAGUAAGUUUGUGCCGUAUGAGGAUGAGCCUAGUAGCAUCGAUCAUAGCAAGGAGUUGAGUUUUACCACUAAUUCUGUUAGCGAUGAUGCGACGAAUAUGAAACAAUGGGGGAAAGAUUGGUGGUGGAGACAAGAUGGGAGCGGUGAAUUGUGCAGCAAAGAUUAUGUUAUGGAGUGGAUAGGAAGCCAAAUUUGUCCUUCAGCAAAUCCUGAUUGGGAGGAAGAGAAAAAAAGCACCCAUGAGAAGAUUGAAUUGGAUAGUUCAACCCAAUUGGACAACUUAGAAGAUGUCCAUGAAUCACACUUACAAGAGCUUGGUUUUGAAAAAUUGGAAAAGGGGUUCGAGAAGAAGGAGUUGAAAGGCAGGAAAAACCGAAAGAAAAAGCACAGGAAGAUGCAAGAGUGGUGGAAAGAAGAGCACUUGGCUGAGAUCAGUAAAAAGAGUAGUAAGCUGAGGAAGCUUGAAACAAAGUGGAAGAAGGGUUUUAAGAUUCCACAUUUUGAUCUAGGUAGGCGGUUUCAGUUCCAUAGGCGAAAGAAAUUUGGGGAACAGAAUCAAGAUGAUUGUGAUGCAAAUGGGGAGUUCAGUUUCAGAAGAGGGUGGAAGAAGAAGAACAAAAAUUCAAUGGGAAGUGACAUGUGGAGUGGAGAUCUUUUCAGCCGUGAAUUGAGUAGCACAACAAGCAUGAGAGGAACACUGUGUUAUGUUGCACCAGAGUAUGGUGGUUGCGGAUAUUUAAUGGAGAAGGCUGAUAUUUACAGCUUAGGAGUAUUGAUCCUUGUAAUUGUUUCUGGUAGAAGGCCAUUACAUGUUCUUGCUUCACCAAUGAAGCUCGAAAAAGCAAACUUGAUAAGCUGGUGCAGGCACUUGGCUCAAACUGGCAACAUUUUAGAACUUGUGGAUGAAAAAUUGAGAGAUGAGUAUAGUAAAGAGCAAGCAAUUUUGUGUAUCAACUUAGCUCUCACCUGCUUGCAGAAGACACCAGAGUUGCGGCUUGAUAUUGUUGAGGCUGUGAAGAUUUUGAAAGGGGAGAUGGAUCUUCCACCACUUCCAUUUGAGUUUUCUCCAUCUCCUCCUUCAAAAUUAUUCAGCAAGGCGAGGAGAAAACAGAAGGCGAAUGCAGAUUAGAUAGACUUUGGUACAUGUUCUUGUUCGGUCUUGCUUCUUUUUGUUUAGUAAUCUUAAUGGGGUUUUUUGUUGAGUGUAAUCUAGAAUCAGUGAUCAGAAAAUGUAACCUGGAAACACAUUUGGGGACUAAAUCUGUACUGUACAUUGUUAAUUAUGUGAGGAUUAUGCUGUUGUAUGUAUUAAUAAUGUAUAUUAGAGGAAUGGAUUUUAUUUGCUUUCU
This is a messenger RNA of Pistacia vera, 2551 nucleotides long. Its product is annotated as putative receptor-like protein kinase At1g80870. The transcript has a single exon. Lineage: Eukaryota; Viridiplantae; Streptophyta; Magnoliopsida; Sapindales; Anacardiaceae. Bases 163 to 2331 code for a protein of 722 amino acids. Gene Ontology annotation, biological process: protein phosphorylation. Gene Ontology annotation, molecular function: protein kinase activity; ATP binding. The record is from RefSeq and is a predicted model, not a curated record.